This is a messenger RNA of Helianthus annuus (common sunflower), 1389 nucleotides long. RefSeq names its product oxysterol-binding protein-related protein 4C. Gene Ontology annotation, cellular component: cytosol; intracellular membrane-bounded organelle; membrane. The transcript has 7 exons. The record is from RefSeq and is a predicted model, not a curated record. Gene Ontology annotation, molecular function: sterol binding. Bases 73 to 1272 code for a protein of 399 amino acids. Lineage: Eukaryota; Viridiplantae; Streptophyta; Magnoliopsida; Asterales; Asteraceae.
UUACGCGCUUAUUCUAUUUUAUUCUAAAUAUUUCAUAUAAUAUUUGUUAUAUCUUGUAUUAUUUGCGUGCAAAUGUCAAAGAUUCUCUUACUUAAAGUUUCAGAUGAAAUUGAAACUGAAGAGAAAGAGUUAACGGCGGUGCUAACGUCGCCGUUAUCGUUGGAUAACGACUCCGGUAACGAUUACAGAGCACCGAAUUUGUUACAGCGUGUUUUUAGUCUCUUGAAGACUGUACGGCCAGGAUCUGAUCUCACUCGGUUUACGUUGCCAGCUAUCUUCAACAUUCCGAAAUCACAACUUCAAUGUUAUGGAGAAUCAAUAUAUUGCGUCAACAAUGACAUUCUUAGUAGCUGCGCAAAUGGCGAGACACCACUUGAACGAUUCACAUCAGUCGUUGCGUGGAGCAUAUCUACUGUUAGGCCUCUAAUGUUUGGUGUAGCUCCCUAUAAUCCCGUCCUUGGAGAAACUCACCACGUUUCACGAGGCAACCUAAACGUGCUACUCGAACAGGUUUCACAUCAUCCACCUGUGAGUGCCCUGCAUGCGACAAAUGAGCAAGAUAACAUCGAAAUCACAAUGUGUCAAUACGCAAUCCCAAAAUUCCAAGGCACCUGCAUUGAAACUCGGGUUCAUGGAAAACGACAGUUAAAGCUACUGAGCAAGGGCGAAACUUACGUUAUGAAUUCACCAAAUCUUGUUAUAAAGUUUCUUCCUGUGCCUGAUGUCGAGUGGUUAGGAAAUGUCACGAUUAAAUGUCAAGAAACCGGGCUUGAAGCGCAUUUGUGUUAUAAAGGCAAUUCUUUUCUAGGAAGAAAAGGAAACUACCGGUCUAUUAGAGGAAAGAUUAUAUCUUCACCGGAUAUGAAAACCAUUUAUGAGAUCAAUGGUCAUUGGGAUAGGACUGUGGCAAUUAAGGAUAUUAGCAAUGGGAAAACGACGGUGAUUUAUAGGGCGAAGGAUGUGAUAUCAUCACUUAAAACACCCGUUGUCAAGGACCCGAAGGGACUGCAGGCGAGCGAAUCUGCCGUGGUAUGGGCAAAAGUUAAUGAAGGAAUCUUGAACAAGAAGUGGGAUAAAGCAAAUGAAGCAAAAAUAAGCAUCGAAGAAAACGAGAGAGAAUUGGCAAGAAACAGGAUGUUAAAAGGUGAAACUUGGGUUCCAAAACAUUUUAUAUUAUCCGGUUCCGGUUCUAAGGAAACCGGGGACCGCGAUUGGGAGAUCAAACCCAGAAAUUUGACACUACCUCCUGCUCCUAUCAUUGUCCCUCUCUAGUUUUGUUCAUAUAGUUUUCUCUUAUAAUUAAUUUUUUAAAAUGGGUGUGUUAAUAACAUAUUGCUAGUGUUUUUCAUAAACUAAAGUGCAAUUGCUUACAAAUUACAUUCAUGGGAA